GCCUGAGCUGCAGCAGCUGAGCUGAAAUCGAACAGUUUUUGCAUGAAGUCUGGUCUGACGUUGACUCUUCUUCGCGGGUUCUGAUUGGACUCACACCUGUUAUCUGCGUGAUACAGGUGCGUAGAUGAUGUCACCAGCAGAGGAGCAGCUGUGUCUGAACAUCUGCAGCAGCGGGCCUUCAUCUCCAGCCUCAGCAUCACUUCCCAGCAGCAGGAAAUGGACCUUGAAGAAGCAGAAAGCAGAGAAGAAGAGGACGCUCAGCUCCCCAGAGGAGGUGGCGGGGAGGCGCUCCUUCAGACAGAGACCAUGUCUUCCUCACACAGCUGAGGAGGAGGAGGAGGAGGCUCAUCUGCAGGCCCCGCCCCCUGAGCCAACCCACAGGACACCACAGAAGAAGAAGAGGAAGAAGGAGGAGAUGAAGAAGGAUGUGGUGAAGGAAGCUGAACGCAGCUCCAUCAAGACCUCUUCUCUGUUCAAACACAAUCCAGAGAUCCCAGAGAUCCACAGACCAUCCGUCUCCCAGGUAAAGGAGAAGAUUUUCACCUCUGACUCCUUCUCAGACCUCCAGCUGCACCCCCACCUGGUGGCGACGCUCAACAAAGUCCUGAACGUGUCCGUGCUGACCAGCGUGCAGAAGCAGACCAUCCCGGCCCUUCUGUCCGGACGGGACGCCGCGGUCCGGUCUCAGACGGGUUCAGGGAAGACGCUGUGCUAUGGCGUCCCGCUGGUUCAGAGUCUUCAGUCCCUGGAGCCAAAGGUCAGCAGGUCCGACGGUCCCCUGGCGCUGAUCAUCGUUCCGACCCGAGAGCUUGCUCUGCAGACCUUCCAGACCUUCCAGAAGCUUCUGAAGCCGUUCACCUGGAUCGUUCCAGGUGUGCUGAUGGGAGGAGAGAAGAGGAAAGCAGAGAAGGCCAGGAUCCGUAAAGGAAUCAACAUCCUGAUCUCCACCCCUGGGCGUCUGGUGGAUCACAUCAAACACACCCUGAGCAUCGCCUUCAGCGCCGUGCGCUGGCUGGUUCUGGACGAGGCCGACAGGACUCUGGACCUGGGCUUUGAGAAGGACCUCACCGUCAUCUUAAACAGCCUGAACUCUACGGGACCGGCCCGGCAGAACGUUCUGCUGUCUGCGACGCUGACACAAGGUGUGACUCGGCUGGCAGACAUCUGUCUAAAAGAUCCGAUCAGCGUCAGCGUUUCUGGCUCCGCCCCCUCCGACCUCACCGGCGGGAUCCCUGAGGCUGCGUCAGCCGGCCAAUCGGAGAGCUUCGCGGUGCCGGAGGCGCUGCAGCAGUUCGUGGUGGUGGUUCCCAGUAAGGUGCGGCUGGUGUGCCUGGCCGCCUUCAUCCUGGAGAAAUGCUCGGCGGCGAGCAACAAGGUCAUCGUGUUCGUCUCCAGCUGCGAGGCCGUCGAGUUCCUCCACCGCCUCUUCAGCGCCGUCCUGUGCGGGCCCUCGGCCAAUCAGGAGCUCAGCUUCCUGCGUCUCCAUGGCAACAUGAAACAGGAGGAGCGCUCCGAGGUGUUUCAGGAGUUUUCUGGUUCCGGGUCCGGAGUCCUGCUGUGCACGGACGUCGCAGCCAGAGGGUUGGACCUUCCUCAGGUCACCUGGAUCGUUCAGUACACUCCUCCGACGUCAGCCGCCGAGUACGUUCACCGGGUCGGCCGCACGGCUCGCAUAGGAGGAAGAGGAAACAGCCUCCUCUUCCUCACGCCUGCAGAGACUGACUUCAUCACUGAGCUGGCCAAUCACAACAUCAGCGUGUCGGAGGUGAAGCUGGACGACAUUCUGUCCUGUCUGAUGAAGGACGACACCUACAAGGGCCGGGGGAAGUACCACAGCCAGACUUCGUCCCAAGCGCUGCAGCAGGACAUCCGAGAACGUGCCACCGUCCUUCAGACCACGCUGGAGAACUUUGUGCACGCUGACGCUCAGUCGCUGCAAGCUGCAAAGAAAGCGCUGCAGUCGUUCUUGCGGGCGUACACGACCUACCCUGCCAACCUCAAACACAUCUUCCACAUCCGCCGCCUCCACCUGGGACACACCGCCAAGAGCUUCGGCCUGAGGGACGCUCCGCAGGGCCUGAGCUCUGCACUGGCCCCCAGGGGCCCGGGGAACCGGGGCCGCGGCAAGAGCCAGCACCAGCCCAGGAAAGCAUCAGGAAGUCUGAGGAAGAACCAGAACCCUGGUAGGAAAAGGUUCCAUGCGGGUCAAAGGGAGGCCGGACUGCUCCGGUCCGAGUUCUCCAGCGGGUUGGAGGGAGAAAGUGCCAAGAAGAGGAAGAGGAGGAGGAAGGCUGAUGAUGGAUCUGAGCACAGUGCGCCUUAGUGAGGCGAGGAGGCCUGGCUCGUUGUUCUGGACCCUGGAGAAACCCGAUGGGUUGAGCAGCAGCAGAACCGCUCUCUGGGACCUGGUUCUGCCCGACCAAACCUUCAGGUGUUCCUGCUUUAAAGAGCACAGAUUAUUUUUGGGUCAGAACCAGGAGAUGAACACGACUGAACAGUUCCUGGUACCAUCAUGGGGAACCAAACCACCUGUACAUGAGUUUUACACGUACGUCAUCAGAGUGAGACAUCCUGACACAGAGGAUCUUUGUGUCAGGAUUUUAUUUUUAGCUGUUGGUAAAUUUUCCUCAAUGAAAUAA
Molecule: messenger RNA, 2639 nt
Organism: Fundulus heteroclitus (mummichog)
Lineage: Eukaryota; Metazoa; Chordata; Actinopteri; Cyprinodontiformes; Fundulidae
Gene: ddx31
Product: DEAD (Asp-Glu-Ala-Asp) box polypeptide 31
Exons: 19
Coding region: 125-2323 (732 amino acids)
Biological process (GO): ribosome biogenesis
Cellular component (GO): nucleus
Molecular function (GO): nucleic acid binding; ATP binding; RNA helicase activity
Source: RefSeq, a predicted model, not a curated record